Messenger RNA from Chrysoperla carnea, 468 nucleotides. RefSeq names its product mitochondrial import receptor subunit TOM7 homolog. Gene Ontology annotation, biological process: protein import into mitochondrial matrix. Lineage: Eukaryota; Metazoa; Arthropoda; Insecta; Neuroptera; Chrysopidae. The coding region runs from base 118 to 297 and encodes 59 amino acids. The record is from RefSeq and is a predicted model, not a curated record. Gene Ontology annotation, cellular component: mitochondrial outer membrane translocase complex. The transcript is spliced from 2 exons.
AUAUUGCAUUCAAUUCACAAUUGUCAAAAUUACGAUAUCACGUUUCAAUUCAUAAACUUUCUAAAGUAAAGAAAAUUAUUGAUAAAUAUUUUUUAAGGAAGUAAAAAAUUAUUAAACAUGGAAAUCCGAAUGGCAGAACCUGCUGAUGAAGUAAAAAACCGAUUUGGUAUUGUUGUAGACGCUGUAAAAACUGCUUUUCAUUGGGGUUUUAUACCCGGUGUCAUUUACUUAGGUUUUAAAAUGGGACCAGAUCCUGGAAUGCCACCAUUUUCUUUAAGCAGUCUUUUAUGGCAAUAGUUAUUCAUUCAAAUGUUCAGAUUUCAUCGAAUUUAGGUUACCUGCGUUAUCUUUUCAUUAAAAAUACUGUAAUUAUGGAAAUAAUAAUUUGUCAUUACGUUUAAAAAAACUGUAAUUAUGGAAAUACUAUUUUGUUAUUAUUUGUAAAUAAAUUCUUUAUUUAUAACAUUA